Messenger RNA from Penicillium nucicola, 1203 nucleotides. RefSeq lists its product as uncharacterized. The transcript is spliced from 4 exons. The record is from RefSeq and is a predicted model, not a curated record. Gene Ontology annotation, cellular component: fungal-type vacuole membrane. Lineage: Eukaryota; Fungi; Ascomycota; Eurotiomycetes; Eurotiales; Aspergillaceae. Bases 1 to 1203 code for a protein of 400 amino acids. Gene Ontology annotation, biological process: intracellular calcium ion homeostasis; calcium ion transmembrane transport. Gene Ontology annotation, molecular function: calcium:proton antiporter activity.
AUGCAUCUUUCUCAAACAUCCUCCCGACUUCAUAUGGCUGACUGCCAUGUCCCUGAUCCAGAUCCCUGGACUCGGUUCCAAGCCUUGAUCAAUAUGCCCUUGCAGACAAGACUUCAUAUCAACUAUGGCCUCCCAGUCAUGGUAUUGCUACCGCUAGCAGCAGCAGCGAAGAUAUUCAACUGGCAUGCCACAAUCGUUUUGGUGGUCAAUAUCGCGGCGAUUGUCUUCUUAUCGGAGGCCAUUUCUAUCUCUUCCGAGGAACUUGAGGAAUACCUGGGUGAAUUGCAGGGAGCACUUCUCAGUGCGACAUUUGGCAAUACCGUCGAGCUAACAAUGCAGGCUGGAACCCUCGCCUUGGUCCAUGGAGAAAUCGCAUUCGCGCAAUCCGUCAUGGUGGGCAGUAUUCUCUCUGAUAUUCUUCUGGUCUUCGGUUGCUGUCUCAUCACAGCGUCAUACAACAAGGACGUCUUGGAGUUCAACGGCGCCUUGGCAAAGACACUCUCAUCAUUGAUGAUGAUCACAGCAGUAGCACUGCUUCUACCAACAGCACUAUACUCGACAUUUCCAGUAUCCGAAAUUGACGACAGGGUGCUUUCUUUCUCACGUGGAACUUCCUUCGUGCUACUUAUUCUCUAUGCUGGAUAUCUUUACUUCUACCUCGGAACCCACAAGCACCUCUUUAUCUCACACGAGGACACAUCCGACGAAGAAGAUGAGAAUGCCGAGUCAUCAGCACAAGAAAAACCCGUAAAUCUGUCUUCUUCGGUGUUCAGAUUGGUGACAGCUGUCGCAGCAACGAUCUUCUGCACGGAACUUCUGCUCGAAAGUGUUGAUGAUAUGGCAAACACUCUUGGGACUUCUCAUAGCUUUAUUUCCCUGGUCUUUAUUCCAAUUGCCAGUAACAGUACUGAGGGUGUUACUGUUGUCUCUUCCUCACGAUCUGGCAAUACUGACGCUGCGAUUCGAGUGAUUAUCGAUAGUCUUUUGCAAAUCGGUCUUUUUGCGAUUCCUUUCUUAGUGGUUAUGGGUUGGUGCAUUGCCGAACCAAUGACUCUUUUCUUUGACUCUUUCCAGACUGUUGCUAUGUUCUUGGCUAUUCUGGUUGUCAAUCAUUUGUUGAGGGAUGGGCAGUAUGCUUACAUUCAUGGGGCGAUGUUGAUUGCGCUUUAUUCUGGACUAGUUGCCGCAUUCUACACCCGCUAG